This is a messenger RNA of Eupeodes corollae, 967 nucleotides long. RefSeq lists its product as uncharacterized. NCBI's taxonomy places the organism in Eukaryota, Metazoa, Arthropoda, Insecta, Diptera, Syrphidae. The transcript is spliced from 4 exons. The coding region runs from base 95 to 655 and encodes 186 amino acids. The record is from RefSeq and is a predicted model, not a curated record.
CUUUACACAAGUUAAAACUAUUUAUUUUUCUUCUAUUAUAAAAGCUUAUUGUAUUGCCAACAAACCCAUAGUUUGUUUAUAAUUUGCAACAAUAAUGCAAACAUUUAAAAUCCUCAUUUUACUUUUAGGGAUUUUUGGUAGUUCUUUGAGUGGAAGCGACUUCAAUUUUGAGUUAGAACGUAUUGAGGCUAUAAAAGGUGAAGAAGAAACUCUAAUUGAUUAUUCCGGCGUUCGCCUUAGUAGGCCUGGGCGUGGUGAAAGUUAUGUCGCAAAUGGCUUCAAUAUUAUAAGUGAAGACUUAGGUGAAGAUAUCAUGCAUGAGAUUAAAACAACUUACAGUGCAUCUGGAACUAGUCAAUUCCGUGUACAUCCGUACACAGUACAGAAAUCGACAGCUUGUGAAUUUUUCAAAACAUUUUACAGAGAGUACGGUCAACCGUGGAUUGCAGGACAUACAGAUUUCCCUAUUAUUCCGGAGGAGGGAAUCUGUCCAAUACCAAAAGGAAAAUAUUAUGUAAAGGAUUUAUUGUUUGACUCAGAUAAAAUUCCAAGUCAUGCUCCCAGAGGAUGGUGGAAGUUUGAGCAAAUAUUUGAAAGGAAUGGUAAAUGCGUCGGUGGUCUGGCAAUGUAUGGUAGGAUAACCGAUAAACUUUGAUUUUCUUUGUCACAUUUGAAAAAAUCAAUGUAUCUCGGUUAUUAUACAAUAUGAUAUUUUAAGCUUUCAUUUUUAACUUCAAAUGACACAAUAAAAAUUAUAUGUUAUCAUAAUCUAAUAAUAUAAUUAAAAACCUUGUUAUAGUCAUUUAAAUUGCAAUAGCAAUGCACCUUUCCAUAGAGGAAUCUGAUUAGUAAUGGUUUGGGUUAUUCGAGUAUGUUAAAACAAAAACAGUUCUAAUAAAAUCUGUACAUAUAUGUACAGUGUGUCUAAAGUUUGUUUUACAAUAAAGUAAUACAGUAUUUUAUUUAA